AUGCGACGCAUGCCCCGCGCCGUCAGCUCGGUCUUCUCCCCUCCGGUGAUGUACCCCGCAUCCUCCAGCAGCUUGCGCAGGUUCUCCAGUUCGUCCCAAACCCGCCGGGCGUCGUCGCCCAGCAGUUCCGCCAGCUUCUCCGGGUCGAUGUCCGUGAGGUCGCCCGUGCGGAUGGCCUCCUGGAGCGCCGCCUCCAGCUGGUCCAGCUGCUGCAGGUCGCGCAUCAUCUGCAUCGCCUGCUCCAUGGACAGGCUGUCGUCCCCCAGGAACGGGUACUGGCGUCGCAGGUCGUCCAUGGGCAUCAGCUGUUCCAUCAGCGCCGCAAACUGCGCCAUCUCCCGUUGCGUCUCCGGGUCCAGGGCCUGCGCCAGCGCGUCCUCCAUCUCCUGCCGCGCCUCGGGGAGACAUGCUCUCCAGCAUCGACUGCAUCUGCGCCAGUUGCUGCUGCAGCAUCUCCAUCAGCUCGUCGAAGCUCUGCGGAGGGUUGUCGCCGAACAUCUGGCCCCAUUUGUCCAUGAAUCCGUCGAAGUCCGGCUCGCGGCCCUCCAGCCGGUCCCGCAUCAUCUGGUUGAUGUCCCGCAUCAUCUCCCGUGUGGCUUCCAUGUCCUCGGGAGACAUGUUCUGGAUCUGCUGCUGCAUUUGCUGGCCCAUGUUCUGCGCCAUCUGGCUCUUCAGCAUAUCCAGCAGUUCCUGGAACUUCUGCUGCGCCUCAGGAUCCAUGAAGUCGUACUCCAUGAGCUCCUUGAGUUGACUCCCCACGCCCUCCGGCAGGUUGUCCAGCUUGUCCAGGUUUCGGUUGGCCCGCUGCUCCAGCAGGUUGAACAGCGCCUCCUGCUGCUCCUGCUCGUCCUCCGGUGCCCCGUCCACUUGCUGACGCGCCUCGUCCAGCCGGUUCUGGAUGCCGCGACGCUCGGUGUCGAUAAUUUCCUGCAGCCGCUCCUUCAGGUCGUCCACCACCGAGUCCAUGUUGUGCUGCUGCAUCUGCUGACGGCGCCGUUCCUUCAGCUGCUCCAUAAGCUGCCGCAUCCCCGGCAUCUGCUCGCCAUCCCGGUUCUGCAUCCCCUGCCGGAGCAGGUCCCGCAGCGCCUGCAUGAUGUCGCCGUUGUUCAGGACAUCCUCAGACAGCAUGUCCAUCAGCUCGUCGGCAUCGAUAUCGAAGAUGUUUUGGGUUCCGUCCCACUUGGAGUACCGGUAAGUGCGAAAUAGCAUCACGUCCCCCAAAACAAAGGUGCAGGUGAAAUUACGGCGAUGAUACCCGCCGUCGAUAUCGAAGGCAACCGCGGGUGGAACGGGGUUAUGUCAAACCGGAGAGC
Messenger RNA from Geodia barretti, 1313 nucleotides. Lineage: Eukaryota; Metazoa; Porifera; Demospongiae; Tetractinellida; Geodiidae. The record is from the annotation of a GenBank genome assembly.